Molecule: messenger RNA, 5670 nt
Organism: Brassica napus (rape)
Lineage: Eukaryota; Viridiplantae; Streptophyta; Magnoliopsida; Brassicales; Brassicaceae
Product: agamous-like MADS-box protein AGL80
Exons: 1
Coding region: 1331-2203 (290 amino acids)
Biological process (GO): positive regulation of transcription by RNA polymerase II
Molecular function (GO): RNA polymerase II cis-regulatory region sequence-specific DNA binding; DNA-binding transcription factor activity, RNA polymerase II-specific; protein dimerization activity
Source: RefSeq, a predicted model, not a curated record
AAAUCUUUGGCUCGGUCAAAUUUUAUCCAGUUGUUUAUAAAACUGUUGUUAUCUGAUUCAUGUAAUUUUUCAGUGUUGAUUUAAAAGCCCAAAAAAUCCAUCUAUACUGACUUUUUGAUAUUUUUUCUGUAAUUUGAAUUUAAAAAUAGAUAAAACUUUCGAUAAGUUAUGUAAAAUCAUAACAAGUAUUUAGUUUUAGAAAGCAUUUACAUGUUUCAAACUUAUAAUAUAUACAUAUAUAAUGUUUAAAAUUAUGCAUAUAAAACCUGUGUAAAAUGUGUCUGAAUAUGUUUCUCUUCUUUAAUGUGUUAAUCGUACUAUAUAUAACAUUAUUUUAAAAUUUCAAAAAGUUUAUGUCAUUGUCACAUACAAAAAACCAUCAAUAAAAAAUAUAAUUCUCCAUCUACGACAAGAAAAAUGAAAAAUUAUAAAUUUAAAUUAAAAGAAAAACAAGAAGUUAAUAUAAAAGAAAAAACUGACAAAUAAUAUUAUAAAUAAAAUAAAUUUAUAAGACACAAUCCGCGCGAAGCGCGGAAAAAAUCUCUAGUAGGGGAUAAUAAAAAGACGAGGUGUAUGAUUCUGAUUUUUAGAGAAUUAUUUCGACAAUGCUUCGGUUAUACGUUACUUUAAGUGUUAAGAUAAUCUACAUCAGUGUUCCAAAAAAAAAAAAAGAUAAUCUACAUUCGUUUUGAUCGAAAAAGAAAAGGAAAAGCUAUAUUCAAAACUCCAAUAAAGGAAAAUAAUCACAGAAAUCAGAAAUGUAUUAUACCAGCUGCUUAUAUAAACAAAUCUUAAAAAACUAUCACAAAUAUACGCAACUAUUUGUUUUUAAAACAGGCGUAGCAUUUCUACUAAUGUGAAGUGGUUUAUAAAAUUUCAUAGCCUAAGUGAAUAAGAUGAAAGAAACUUUCAUAAUAAUAACAACCUAUUACCAUCAUUUUAAUAUAUCAAGUUUUACGAACCCAAAUUAAACAAUGCACUAAUUUAUUCUAAUUCACGAUUUUAAACAUCUAUCUAUUUUGCGACGUAACACCGAGUUGUAAGACAUUCCCACAGAAAGCUUUUUCAAAUGUUGAUUGCAAAUUAUGCAUUUUGUAUUGCUGUUUUUAUUUUAUUUUAGAGCUUUAUUACAAGAUAAGAAACAUUUAUUAGUUAAAUACAAUACUUAUUAACUAUUGUUAAUACUUUGUAUUUGUUGACUAGCUAAUUAGUUCAAAAAUAAUAUCUUUAAUUUGAAGAGAGAAAAUCUUUUGUACCUCUUGGUCCCAAUAUAAAACCCAGCACGACCUCAAUACACACCAUAACAAAUAAAGGAAAGGGAAAAAGUAUCAUGACAAGAAAGAAGGUCAAACUUGCUUUCAUUGCUAACGAUUCUUCGAGGAAAGCAACUUAUAAGAAAAGAAAGAAAGGUUUGAUGAAGAAAGUGAAUGAGCUCUCGACUCUUUGUGGUAUCAAUGCAUGCGCAAUCAUCUACAGUCCCUACGACUCUAAUCCAGAGGUGUGGCCAUCAAACUCCGGAGUGCAAAGAAUAAUUUCGGAGUUUCGUACAUUGCCGGAGAUGGACCAGAACAAGAAAAUGGUGGAUCAAGAAACCUUUCUCAGACAAAGGAUAGCCAAAGCCUCGGACAAUUUGAAGAAACAAAGGAAGGACAACCUAGAGAUGGAGAUGACCGAAGUCAUGUUCCAAUGUUUGAUAAGAAACAUGGGGAUGUUUAAUCUGAAUAUUAUGGAUCUUAAUGAUUUAGGUUAUUUGAUUGAUCAAUAUCUUAAAGAUGUUAACCGCAGGAUCGAGAUACUAGGUAAUUCUCGUAUGGAGCUCGGUGAAUCCUCCAACAAUGUUGCGGCAGAAGCGAGUGGAACGUUGGCUGUUGUGGAGGCUACAACCGCUCCAGCCGCUACGAUUCAGCAGCAACAACAGUUUCACCAACAUGUUGUACUCUAUGAGAGGCCUCUGAAUCUGAAUCUGAAUCAUAGUCAUGAACAGCAACAACAACAAUGGUUUAUGCACAUUAUGAACCAGCCCCAGCAAAUGAGUCAUGCUGCUGAGCAAAUGGGCUUUCCGUUCAUGAAUGAUAACCACCACCAACAGCAGCAGCAGCGACAGAUUCCCGGCGUUUUCUCCACCACUCCGACAACCGUUAUUUCAAGCAGUAUCAAUCCCGUUACCAGUUCAAACCGUACCAAUAAUACAUGGUUCCGCUAGGGUUUCGAGAGUGGACGUUCACAUUACGUUUUAGACAAAACCAUGCAUGAUUCCACAAAGUGUUUCUUUUCUUGUUUCCAUUUCAGUUUAUUGUCUUUAUUCUGCCGUUUUAUUAUUAUGGUUGUCGUUUAUAGUUUACAUGCAUUGGUGAUUUGGUUUUUAAUGUUACAGAUUUGUGAUUCUCUAGCUUUUAUUGUAAGUUUGAUACUAUGUAUUAUUUCCUUUCAAGAGAGAUAUGCGUUAUCUUUAAUUUUAAAAUAAGCAGUGAAUAAGGUUUAGCUGUUGGAUUCAGGUCGUCUACCAAACGGUAACAAAGUUGUACAGUUCUGGACCAAAUUAAAGUUCAGUUCGGUUUGGUCAGAAAAUGAAACAUUAGCUAGGUUCCGUUUCGGCUAAGAAAACAAGGGUGGAAAUUGAAAACAUUAGAGCAUCUGCAGCAAUAAAUUUAGUUAUCCACGUUUCUCAACAAUAAAAUUAUUAAUAUGUUAAUUUGAUGAAUAAAAUUUAAUGCUGUAAAAUUUGUUGUCUCAUCCAAUAAAUGACAUCUGUAGAAAAACUCUCUCAAAAGAAGGUGUGAGUCUCUUCUUAACCAAUCACUUCUCUUGUUUUCUGAUUUCUCUUUCUUACUUUUUAUUUUUAUAUUAAUAUUUUUGUUCAAAUACUCUUAUUAAAUUUGACCGAUGCAGAUGCCUUUUAGGUAUUUUAAUAAAACACAAAAAAAAACUUUUUCUAGAGAGAAAGAAUUUCCACGUCUGGGAUCAGAUAAAAGAAAAUUGUUUUCCUAGUCAAAGCUUUAAAUAUUAGAAAUUUGACUAGAAAAACAUUUUCCUCUUAUCUGAUUUAAAGUUUUUUUAGAUCAUUUAUUGCAUUUUCUCAUCUUCUUAUUUCUUCCAUCUUGUUUUUCUUGUCGUUUUCUUUCCACGCCUUCAAACAUCUUCUUGUUCUUGGCAACAGUUUCAACCGGCCAUGUCUUUUUCUCUAGCUCUGAGCUAUACUUGCGAUGUCGUUAGAUGAGGACGAUAAACACUUUAACCUUCCUGAUCUUCCUUAAUAUAGUUCUAGCCAGAAAGACUCUUUGCGUCUGAUUAGAAGACUUUUAAAUCAUGAUUGCCAAAAAAUCUCUAAUCUAAUCAGAGACAUGCUCCAUAAGUGGAAAAUAUACGAUCGAGUUCAUGGCAUAGCGCUGACUUCAGAGAAGUUUAAAUUUAUAUUCAACCUUGAGCAUGACUUGAUCGUAAUUCUCAACAAACGCAUUCACACCUUCAAUGAUUGGGUGCUAGCAGCCAUUGAGAGAUGGACUGAGAAGCCGCCGCCUGAUUAUCUUCCAUACAUCAACAUCUGGGUUAGGCUUCGUCAUAUUCUGUUUAAUCAUUACACUGCUGAAGCUAUUUCAGCUUUAGCUGAUCUUUUUGGACCAAGUAGUCGAGGUUGCUUUUGAUCAUACAGAACUCAAAGUAAUGAUUAUAUAUGUCAGGGUUAUGAUCAGGUUCGACAUUUCCAAGCCUUUGGGUAAAACUGAUAUACCAUGUUUCUUACCACUUACGAUAGUAUAAGUUCUUUAUGGAGUCUAUUAUUUACUUUUGAGUUGUUUUAGAUUCUUUUCAGAUUCAGUACUUUUCGAGUCUAUUUAUGAUGCAGAACUACGAAGAUGUGUCAGAAGCUUAGCAACAGAAGCAGGACUUUCCAAGAUCUAGUGAAGCUCAUAUUUUUACAUGAUAUAAAGAUUUGAGUUGGAUUUCCAGUGCCACCCGUUUAAAGUUAAUCAGAAGGUUGCAUCAAAAGUUAUGCUCAGUUUAGUCUCACGCACGAGAGGAAGCUGUCGAGGUUUUAGCCUAGUGUCGAACGAUACCAAUGUGAGUGUCGAACAACACUCCUCCUGAUCAGAGCCUGGCGAGUUUUUAUCAACUUCCAAGAAUUGUAUUUUGGCCCAAAAUUUUAUAAUAUUUACAAAAGAGCCUAGAAUAUGUUUAAGCUAUAUUUAUCUUUUUGGAGAGAAGAUUAGAACUCUUUCUGAGAUCUAUUUGAAACUCCGGUUUUGAUUCAUCAUCUAUGACAUUUAUUCAGACUAUGAUUUAUGUUAUUCAUGUCUGAGUCCGGUUAGGUUUAGGAAUCUCAUGAAUUUAAUAUGAUAAUCAUUGAUUGCUAGGGUUAUUUACUGAUUUCUACAUAUGGGUGGUUUGUAAUACAAUCUGAGAGGCACGAGAGUGCUAUUAAUUAACGGAACUCGAGCCCUGAAUCUGGUUUAUUGCUUGUUUGAUUCAUGGAAUAUGCAGCGAGGGUUGAUAUUUGAUGAGAGUUAAGCAUCUGAUAGUUUGUCGCAUCGAGAGUUAGAUAACUUAUUGUUUGUAUUCAAGUUCUAGAAUCGAACAUAUAAAAACCCUCGCCAUCACUGAUUGUGUUUUGAAUAUCUUGAUUCAUAAAUUCCAAGAUCUAUCGCUUCCUUCUGAUAUCUUACAACUGUUUAGAUUUACUGUUUUGUUUACUCUUUAUUUAUUUAUUGUCUAGCUUAAUCUGAUCGCGAUAAUAUAUUGCGUGAAACAUUGACUUCAUAUGGAUUCGAUCACUAAGUACUAUUACGAACCUCUUAUUUGAGAGAGUAAAUCGAAAGAUAAUUUGGGCAUAUCAAAAACCAAAGUGGUUAAUCUCCCAAGCGGUGAACAAACUAUAAUUCUCUAUGAGUACGAGAGACUAUAUUUCUUCUGUCAACGUUUUACUCAUGAGCAAACUCAGUGUCCUAUAAAGCCCAGUGCUUCACAAUCAGGAGUGGAUCUCAAUUAUCCUAACCAAAAGAGUACAUCUAUUCAUGAGCCUUUCUUAAAAAGGAGAUGAUCCUCUCUAUGUUGUGUUGUAGGUAGAUCAAGUUGGAAUAAAUCAUGUCACGGGUAGACAGUGUGAAUGAGAGGGUAAAGAGGAACAAUGUGACUGAAAAACUUCUUACUUUCUCAUUGAACCAACUGUUUCUUUACAAGCUUCUAUUUAUAUACAAUAAUGAAAUGUUUCCUAAACCUAGUUCCCUCAGUCUUGGACCACUCGCCACGUGUUGCUUGUUUAGGAGCACUCUACAGCUUGCAUGACGGUGAUGAUAGGGUCAUAGUCACGUCCCAAACCGUUGAGGAAAGUGAAGAUAUUCAUAGAUUCUUCAACCGGUUUCCCAAUAGAGCUUGUCACAGAUAGCUCUAAACUCACGACAGUAGGUGACAAAGUCUUUACCUUUCUUAGGAGCACUCUACAGCUUGCAAGGGGACAUAACGGGUCGAUAGAGACAUCUCACAGCCAGCUCCAGCUGGUUCCUUUGUCCUCAUUCUCUGUUGCUUGGACAGUACGGUUUCACCAUUCUGACUCAUCAGUUCAAGACGUUGGGCCUUCAUUCUUGGGCUAGGCGAGCCCACUGGGUUUUGAUGUUGUGUACUUUCAGACAGAAAAUAGCUCUGACGUCCUUGAAAGUAGGAAGCAAUAUCUCAUCUCUG